Glycine soja is the source of this 1865-nucleotide messenger RNA. Its product is annotated as pentatricopeptide repeat-containing protein At3g06430, chloroplastic-like. Gene Ontology annotation, molecular function: protein binding; mRNA binding. Bases 73 to 1530 code for a protein of 485 amino acids. The transcript is spliced from 2 exons. The record is from RefSeq and is a predicted model, not a curated record. Lineage: Eukaryota; Viridiplantae; Streptophyta; Magnoliopsida; Fabales; Fabaceae.
GUUCAAACUUCAAAGGAACAAUCUUGCUUACUCCACAAGAGCUCUAGUUAUCUGUCCUCUGACUCUGUUUCCAUGGCUUCAAUGUCCCUCUCACUUUCUUGUUCCAUUCUUCCAUCUCCCAUUCUCCACACCAAACCCAAACCCAACACCAACCUCACAACCCUCGUCUCAGUUUCAGCGUCGAAAACCUCUGUCUCUGCAUCUUCUACCCGAAAACCCGCUCCGGCACCGAAGCCCCCGAAAGUAAGAGAAUUUCCCCAAACAUUGUUUUUUGAGAAUCUGGAAAAGACACGAAUUAAGAAGAAGAAAAAGAUGAAGGAGGAAACGAAGAGUGGUAAGGCUUGGGUCCACUCUCUCCCCGAAGUCUUAUCCUAUCGAAUUCACAAGAGGCACUGGAGCAUAGCCCUUGAGUUAUUUGACAUGCUUAGAGAGCAACCCUAUUACCAACCAAGGGAAGAUACUUACAUGAAACUCAUUGUGUUGCUUGGAAAAUCCAGUCAACCGCUUCGUGCCCAUGAGCUGUUUAACUCUAUACACGAAGAUGGUUGUGGAAGUACUGAACUUUACACAGCCUUAAUUGCAGCAUUUUGCCAGAACAACCUGGUUGAUGAGGCGUUGUCAAUUCUUGAUGAGAUGAUGAACCUCCCCAGUUGCCAGCCUGAUAUUUUCACUUACAGUACCUUGAUAAAAGCUCUUGUGGAUUCUUUAAAAUUUGAAAUGGUAGAGUUGCUGUUUGAUAAAAUGGCUAAAAGAUCUAUUGUGCCAAACACUUACACCCAGAACCUCAUCCUGAGUGGUUAUGGUAAGGCUGGGAGGUUUGAUCAGAUGGAGAAAAUAGUGUCAAGUAUGAUGGAGGGCACUACUUGCAAGCCUGAUGUUUGGACAAUGAACACAGUCAUCAGUGUCUUUGGUGAUAAGGGUCAGAUUGAUAUAAUGGAGAAAUGGUAUGACAAAUUUUGUAGUUUUGGGAUACAACCUCAAAGGAGCACGUUUAAUAUUUUAAUUGCAGCUUAUGGUAGUAAAAGAAUGUAUGACAAAAUGUCAUCAGUUAUGCAGUGUAUGCGCAGGGUAAAAUGUCCAUGGACAACCUCAACUUAUAACAACGUGAUUGAGGCAUUUGCGGCUGUUGGUGAUGCUGAAAACAUGGAACGUGCAUUUGAUCAAAUGUAUGCUGAGGGUUUGAAAGCAGAUACUAAGACUUUCUGCUUUCUUAUUAAUGGCUAUGCUAAUGCAGGUAUCUUCCAUAAAGUAAUCAGCAGUGUUAGUUUGGCUGAGAAGCUUCAGAUAUGUGUGAAUACAUCCUUUUACAAUGCAAUCAUAUCUGCAUGUGCAAAGGAAGAUGCUUUGACGGAAAUGGAAAGAUUUUUCAAGCAUAUGAAAGAAAAAGAAUGUCAUCCAGAUAACACAACAUACUCUGUCAUGAUUGAAGCAUACAGAAAAGAAGGUAUGAAUGACAAAAUACACUAUUUGGAGCAGGAAAAACGGAUGAUGAUGUCUGAUGACAAAAAAUUGAAUGAGACUGAGGACUGAGGCGGAAAUCCUUGGUUGAGUUGUUGUUUAGAAGCCAGGCUGCUAAUUCAUCUGCCUCUCCUCCAUCCUUUUGAAGUAGAGGUUGAGAGUUUUUUAAUUUGAUGUGAAAGAAUCAACCAGUUGGGUAGUCAUGCUUCUUUUUUUCACAAUGAGUGAUGACUCCUACCUAAUUUGAUGUAGGUUUAUAGUAAAUAUAGCCGGUAUCAUUUUGUGUUUUGAUGCCGAUAUAUGUAUGGUUCUUCUGAUAUGCAAUGGAAUCUUGAACACCUGAAAAUGACAAUAAAGUUUUGGUGACAAUGAAAUUUCUUUUGAAAGCAAAAGCAUACAUUUGACAA